Messenger RNA from Didymodactylos carnosus, 641 nucleotides. Lineage: Eukaryota; Metazoa; Rotifera; Eurotatoria; Philodinida; Philodinidae. The record is from the annotation of a GenBank genome assembly.
AGGCAUCAGUUUUUUUCUUCUUCUUCUAUUUAGAUGGUCAUCUGGAAUCAUAUAUUCAACUAAUCCAUUUAAACAAUCCGGUAUGUAUGUUUUCUUUUUAGUCAAAUAUUCAUUAUGAUAAUGUGUAAAAUUUUCCCAGAAAAUGGAUACAAUAUGAGGAUAAAAAUCUUACGGAUACCGUUGAUAAUUUGACAGAAAUAGUCAAAGAUGUAUAUUUUCUCUGUAAGAAAGAAAUAUGAGUAUGAGUAUAUAAUGAUAAGAUUAUUUCUGAUUAAAUGAUUAUCAUCAUCGUAGGUUUAUUGUGAUCAAUGUUUGUUAUUUCUCAUAGAGUAGUUGACUAUGACAAACUUCAAAAUACAGUUUGUACAAUGGAAUUAAGAGCAAAACAUGGUCAACGUAUUCGAUUAGCAUUAUACGGUUUUCAUACCAUUGAUAGUGAUUUAGAUACCAAUAAUUACUUACCAAAACCAUGUUUAAAAAUUACACUGGAUGUUAGCACUCAUAGUUUAUGUGGUUUAUCUAAUUUUAAAGAUAAUUCUGAUGAUUGGUUAUCAACAAGUCAUGUAAUGACUAUACAAUGGUCACAUGAUUAUGAUGAUGAAUUAGAGGAACAACAACAAUACAAUAUUAGAUUAUUAUGA